UUGUUAUUUGUGAAUAAACUCAUGUAACAUUUCUGAAAUGCGACAUAAUAAUAAAAUCAUACAAAUAUAAAUGUUUUUAAUACGUACACAAUUAUUAUUUUCCUGUGAUGCUAUAAGGUUUUCUUAAUUAUAAAAAGCUCUUUGUUGUGGAUGAAUACGUUAUCUAAACCAAACAAGUCAGUUUAUGUCAUUGGUUUUUAUGUUACAAACCAUCGUAAACUAUUCAGACCUUCCUUGUUGGCUAUAACUUAUUAAAAACAUUAUAUUACAACGUUUAUUAAGACAAAUUAAGUAAAGAUGUCCAAAAAACCUACUUCAGGAAAACGGGGGGGUAAUCUAUCACAGUUUGGCCUCAUAGAUAUACCAGAUUUGGAUGAUGCAGAUGUGCCAAUGGAUCUAUCAGAUGAUGAUGUAGACCUUGAAGCAGAACUGGCAGCUAUCAGUGGUGGUAAAAAACCUCUACCCAGAAAACCGGCUCCUGCAGCUCACGCUGACCUUGAUGCUAUGGUAGCAGCUAGUUUGAAAGACAUCCCAUCAGAUGAAGAUGUUUCAGGAGACGAAGACGACCCAGACCUACUCAAUGAAUUGCAAGAGCUAUCUAUAGACGAUGAAGCACCUCCUGUUGAGCGUCCACGCACUAACCGCCCUGCACCUCCACCACCUUCGGGCAAUGAGAAUAGCACAGUAACUCUGCUACAGGAAAGACUAUCCAAUUAUACACUUGCUGAAAAGACAGCCAAAGAGAAUGGGGAGAGCAGUCGAGCUAGAAGAUUCAAUCGGGGUAUCAAAACUCUGAACGAUCUUCUGAAGCAGGCAAAGGCUGGGAGAGCCAUCAAGGAUGAGGAUAUACCUCCUCCCGUCAGCCUCGGCAAGUCUUCGGAUUCUGAACAAGCACCUAGUGAACCAGCCCCCCCGACUGACCCGGAACCUCCGAUGCCUCCCCCUCGCUCGUCGUCCGCUCGGCCCACGGCUCCCGAGCGUCCGCCGACGCCCCCCGAGCCCAAGGAGCCGCCACCACCACCACCCGUACUUGAAGAAAUUGAUCCUGCGAAAGCCGAAGGGUUAAAAUUCAUUUUGAAUCGAAAGGAGGAAUUCAAAGCUGCCGCAUUGGCAAGUAAACAAGCCGGCGAGAAGACAAUGGCCUUAGAAUAUUUGAAGGUAGUCAAACAGUUCGACAUUGUGAUCGAAGCUUACAAGUCCGGUCAAGACAUGGAUCUUAACGAGCUUCCCACACCGGAGAUCAUCGCAGCAGCAUUCAGAGAACAGCAGAAGGGCGAGGACCAGACUCAACAUUCAGCGGAGCCAGCAUCAGAGCAAGUACCUGAACCAGCUGGGUUGAUAACAGCUUCCACUGUUGAUGAGGCUCUACGACAGAGGCUUGCUUGUUUCCAGGAACAAGAAUCGAAAGCUAAGGAGGAUGGGAAUACGUCAAAGGCUCGUCGAAUGGGGAGAAUAGUGAAGCAAUACCAGGAUGCUAUCAAACUUCAUAAGGCAGGGAGACCUAUUCCCGUUGAUGAACUUCCUACUCCCAACGGGUACGCACCCAUACCCACUGAGGGGUCUCACGCAUCUCCAAGUAAACCGGCACCGGCUGCUCCAGCUCCAUCACCAGCCCCAUCAUCAUCUCCAAGCUCUCCAGCCGCGGGGGCGGUUCCGUCUGCGCAGUCUACCCGCUAUCAGAAGCAGCUGGCCCUAUUGCUGCACCGACAGAAGCAGUUCAAGGAGGCUGCUAUAAUGGCAAAGAAGGAUGGUGACAUAGAGCAGGCGAAGGAUUACUUGCGCACCGCGAAGGGCUUCGAGUCCGUGAUAGAAGCGGCUCGCGGGGGGCUCGCCGUCGACCUCAAGUCGCUGCCGCUGCCGCCCAGCGACAAGAAGCGGAUCGAGGACACUUUCGACGUAAUAUCAAACGAAGACUGCGGUCCUCCAGACGACUCUACCAUAAGCUUAGACGACGAGGAUGUAAUGAGUCGCCUCCACCAACAGCUUACGAGCCAGCUAAAGCUCUGUCUAACCAACAGAGACCACUACAAGGCGAUGGGCAAUAUAGCUGAGAGCAAUCGCUUCGAGCACCUCGCUGUUAAUGUGAAACAGGACUUGGACGUCGUCAAAGUUUCCAAAAGUCUAGGUGAAAACCCGCCGAAAUUCCAUUACGAGAACCGUAAGUUUUCGGUAAUACAAUGCAAUACGGACCUUAACGAGAACGAUUUAGAGCUCACAAUCGUGCGCGGGAUAGCGUACAACGUACCCAACCCUAAAGAAGUGGAUACAUAUGUGAAGUUUGAAUUUCCGUAUCCUCAAGAAACUCCUGUGUCAGAUAAGACACAGCUGAUCAAGGACACAAACAGCCCACAAUACUCGGCCAUCUUCAACUUGGCCAUACAGCGGAGCGCUAGGCCUUGCUUGAGGGUGUUCAAACGACAUGGCAUCAAAUUCGAAGUUUACUCCAGGGGGUGUUGCAGCUCUAGCUCGUUGUGUUGCAGCGGCUGGUUCAGCCGAGACUCGCUGUUGGGGACCGUCACCGUCAAACUGGCCCCGCUAGAGACGCAGGUCACCAUACACGAGGCCUUUCCACUAAUGGACGGGCGCCGGCCUGCAGGCGGCUCGCUGGAGCUCCGCCUGCGCGUGCGCACUCCGCUGCUGCAGCAACACAUCGAGCACUCCAGCCAUCGCUGGCUCGUCGUCGACAACUAACGCUCGCCGCUCGGUGACAGCUUCGUACUUGUAUUGAACAAGUACGCUUUAACGUUGUAUUCGUAGAGAUAUAGAAGCUAAAGAGUAGCGGGCUUAUAUUUCUUUGUAUCGAUGAGCCUAAGGGCGUGGACACAUGUCUACGGUGCGGCGCCGGCCCCCGUGUAACGGCUCAGCGCCGGUACCGGGGGAGGCUAGUUGCCGGCGCCGCACCGUAGACAUGUGUCCACGACAUCAUCUAUAACUCAUGAUCUUAUUAUCUCAAAUUAAAGAGCUUAAUGAGCUUUUCAUACCCGUUUAAGUUUAUGCUAUUUUUAUUUAAAUAAAGAACACAAUAUAUUUAAUAUUUAGUGCACAGAAGUUAAGUUAGCAUCAGAUUACUGGUGGUAGAGCUUUGUGCAAGCUCGUCUGGGUAGGUACCACCCACUCAUCAGAUAUUCUACCGCAAAACAACAGUACUUGGUAUUGUUGUGUUCCGGUUUGAAGGGUGAGUGAGCCAGUGUAAUUACAGGCACAAGGGACAUAAAAUCUUAGUUCCCAAGGUUGGUGGCGCAUUGGCUAUGGUUGACAUUUCUUACAAUGCCAAUGUCUAAGGGCGUUUGGUGACCACUUACCAUCAGGUGGCCCAUAUGCUCGUCCGCCUUCCUAUUCUAUAAAAAAAAGAAACAUUUCACGCAAACGUGACAAAUUGUUAUAAUCGAAGUUGACCUUGAAUUUGAAUUUUACUUUGAAAUUUCAUUUUAAAAAGUUAAGUCCUAUGCUUAAACAAAUAAUAUUCAUAUAAUUCCGUUCAUUUGUAAAAAAUGUAUUUAUACUUAUUAACGAAUUUGUAUAUAUUUAAAAUUUAAACAAAUUGAUUAUAUGAAAAAAGGGUAGGUUAUUUUUAUAUUUGACAUAGAUCUGUAUAUGUAUAAAAUAUAAUUAAGUUGUUUUUAUAUCACAUGAAAAUUGGUUUUAAGUCUAUUGAUUUUGCAUUUCUUUUAAAUAAUAACUUAAUAUAUAACUGUAAAACUGCUAUGUACAUCGUUGUAUAGAUGUUUUUAAUUUGAAUUAAAUAUGACUAUUUCCUGUUCAUAAUUUUGCUUAAGAGAUUUUUGUUAUCUGUGCAGUUUCCUUAAAAGAAUGAAAUUGUUAUUGUAUUGAAAAUAUUUAAGUAACUACAUAUAUUCAAUAUUAUUUCUGUAUAUAAUAAUCUUUUCAUAGGAUAUGGGGACGUUUGAUUGUUUUUCUUUUAAGCGAAUUCUGAUAAAUUUUAAAAUAACAAAUAAAUAAACAAAUUUUAUACAUGAAUCGCAAUGUACCCAGUCAUAUACUUUUAUAUGUUUGUAUUCUAUGUUCGAAUAAUUAGGUAGAAUUAAUAAAAAUAUAAAUUAAUUACUUAUUAGAGAUUUUAAAAUCACUUUGGUUAAUUUUUUUCUGUAAUUCGAAAUUAUUUUAUUGCAAAAUACCCAAUUGAAAAUCAUCAUAAAAAUAGGUACAGCAUUAAGCUUCAAGUACCUAAUAGCUUAUGUUAUGGUUGUAGAUAUUGUUAAUUUAAUUACCAAAUAUAAAAUAUAUGUACAUUAAAAAUGA
This is a messenger RNA of Nymphalis io (European peacock), 4260 nucleotides long. It is a transcript of the gene l(2)gd1, whose product is annotated as coiled-coil and C2 domain-containing protein 1-like. Gene Ontology annotation, cellular component: nucleus. Gene Ontology annotation, molecular function: RNA polymerase II cis-regulatory region sequence-specific DNA binding; DNA-binding transcription repressor activity, RNA polymerase II-specific. Gene Ontology annotation, biological process: regulation of transcription by RNA polymerase II. Bases 298 to 2691 code for a protein of 797 amino acids. Lineage: Eukaryota; Metazoa; Arthropoda; Insecta; Lepidoptera; Nymphalidae. The transcript has 14 exons. The record is from RefSeq and is a predicted model, not a curated record.